AUGGCUCCCGAGGAGCUCCCGGGCUCGGCCGACUACGAUUACCCACCGGUGACCAACGUGACGGGCAACCAGGAGCUCCCCUCCAGCUGGGAGGUCUUCUUCACCACCGUCUUCAUCCCCACCCUUUACUCCUUCAUCUUCCUCCUCGGCCUGGUGGGGAACCUCUUCGUCAUCGCGCUGAUGGCCCAGAGGAGCGGGGGCAAGAGGGUGGUGGACACGUUUGUGCUGAACCUGGCGGUGGCAGAUGUCAUCUUCGUGUGCACCCUGCCCCUCUGGGUGCUGGCAGGGGCGCGGGGCCACCGCUGGGUGCUGGGCGAGGGGCUCUGCAAGCUCAGCAGCUACAUCAUCGCCAUCAACCGCUGCUCCAGCAUCCUCUUCCUCACCGCCCUCAGCGUGGAGCGUUACCUGGUCAUCAGGAAGGUGCUGGACACCAAGGUGACAGGGCCCCGCUGGCAUGUCCGUGUCACCUGUGGGGUCAUCUGGGUGGUUUCCCUCCUCCUGGGUGCCCCUUCCCUGGUGUACCGGCAGCUGGAUGGGGAAGACUGCUGGGAUGAAGAUGGAGAGGACUUCAGCUUGGCCAUGGUCUUCCUCACCUUCCUCCUGCCCUUGGGGAUCAUCUCCUUCUGCUACUGCUCCAUCUACUGCCGGCUCCAGCGCCACGUCCGGCUGGGCAGGGGGGUCCGCAGGUCCCACCGUGCCAUUGUCACCAUCGUCACCGCCUUCCUCUGCUCCUGGUUGCCCCUCAACGCCUGCAAGGUCCUGCUCUUCUUCCUCGCCAAGGGGACGCUGGUGCUGUCCCAGGGCCAGGAGGUGGCCCUGAGCCCCACGGUUUUCCUCUACGAGCAGGACCUGGCCCCGCUGCGCUACCAGCGCCUGGUGGCCUCUCACAGCCGCAUCGUCCGCACCCCCUCGCUCAAGGACUACCCCCCGGGGGGCAGGGGACUCUCCAAGGCCACUGUCACCGAGGAGCUCAAGUCGUGGCACCAACGGGCCCGGCUCAGGGGGACCCGUCCCCACUCCCUCGACAGGCAAGGGGCUUUUCGGGGACCUCGUGGUGGGACCACCAGGGACCUGCCCAUCGACCGUGGAGUCCUGCCGUGGGCUCAG
This is a messenger RNA of Chaetura pelagica (chimney swift), 1107 nucleotides long. It is a transcript of the gene GPR25, whose product is annotated as G protein-coupled receptor 25. The annotation marks the transcript as partial. Gene Ontology annotation, molecular function: G protein-coupled receptor activity. Lineage: Eukaryota; Metazoa; Chordata; Aves; Apodiformes; Apodidae. Gene Ontology annotation, cellular component: membrane. Gene Ontology annotation, biological process: immune response; G protein-coupled receptor signaling pathway. The record is from RefSeq and is a predicted model, not a curated record. The transcript is spliced from 2 exons.